UUUCCUUGACCCCCCUUUCCACAAUUAUGUGUAGCAAGGCACGGAUGCCAAAACGAUUUUCAUGAUCUCUUUCUUGAAAGCUGAAACAAAGAGACCUUCCAUUUCCGAGUAGCAUACAUUUCCCAGCAUUCGCCGCAGUGGCAUGCCUGUGAUGUCACAAUGAGUAUAUAUUUCUACAGUGUAGCAUACCGAUCUCUAUUGUUACGUUGUAACACCGGGGCAGGGGAGCGGGCGACAGAGGCUUCGAUCAAAAAAUUGGCCGAUCUUGCACAGCUCUAAAGGAUAAUUUUAUCGGGACAAACAAUUUGAGGACUGUGCUCGUUUGGGGACGUGCAACUUCUGCGGAGAUUUAACACGCCCUCGAAGAAGAAAAAGGACACCAACCUUUUGUGGCUUGCCUUGUUUUACAAAUGCAAUCAUUUAACACCGGACGAAGAAGAGGAGGUUUGCUAUAACACACAAGCAAGCCAUUGUUAAUAUGAUUUAGAUUUUUGGACAAAUUAAACGAAGCCCUCCGCCCGCAUCGCCUGCCCCGUGUUGUGCAGUUGUAGCCUAAAUGUGAACGUCGGUGAAAUUUUCCUUGCACAAACCCCAAAAUCAAGAAUAGUUCAUUCAAUAGUGUAUCCCUUCUGCUCAUGUGUAUUUUUGUGUGGGCUGUAGUGAAAUGCAUACAUUUCCUACCGGCAUCUAAUAGGCUAGCCUACACCAUUAUUGCAAUCCAUUCUCCUUUGCUUACAUUUUAUUAAACGUCUGUAAAAAGGUAAACUGUGAAAUCGGAGACCCGUGUGGAGCUUAAAGGGGGAAAACACACAGCCAAAACCAAAGGAUUUUUAUGUCGAUUUUUGCUGCUGAUACAACUGAAAAGCGGAAUCGUCGGUAAAGGCUAUUCCCGAGUAAGACGCUGAGUUUCCAUGGAGACAGUGGGGACACUGGGCCUGAAGCGUAAAUUCGAGGAGGUGGACAGCGGCUCGCCCUUCUCCACGCCGUCCAAGGACUCCGACGAUGACAUCUCCAGCAGCGACAGCGCAGACAGCUGUGACAGCCUCAAUGCCCCCUCCAGCUCCUUCACACCGACCUCCAUCCUCAGACGUCCUCGUCCGUCGCCGGGGCGUAAGCGCGUGCGUUUCGACGCGGUGACGGUGUACUACUUCUCGCGGAAGCAGGGCUUCACCAGCGUGCCCAGCCAGGGGGGCAGCUCACUGGGCAUGGCGCGCCACCACUGCGACAUACGCCACUACACGCUGGGCGAGUUCGCCCGCGAGCAGGAGAGCAACCACCGCGUCGUGCUGCGCCAGCACCUGCGCCAGGAGAAACUCAACGCCCGCAAGAUGAAGCUGACCCGUAAUGGGACGGUGGACUGUGAACAGGCGGACCUCCUGACGUUGGACGACGUCUCGGACGAGGACCUGGACGUGGAGAGCGUGGAGGUGGACGACUGCUUCUUCCUGCAGCCGCUGCCCACCAAGAGGCGGCGCGCGCUGCUGCGGGCAUCGGGCAUCUCCCGCAUUGACGCCCGCGAGAAGGCCGAGCUGCGCGCCAUCCGGCUGUCACGAGAGGAGUGCGGCUGCGACUGCCGCUUCUACUGUGACCCGCGCCACUGCGGCUGCAGCCAGGCCGGCAUCAAAUGCCAGGUGGACCGGAUGUCUUUCCCGUGUGGCUGUUCCCGAGAGGGUUGUGGCAAUUCUGCCGGCCGGAUCGAGUUCAACCCCCUGCGCGUGCGCACCCACUACCUGCACACUGUCAUGAAGCUGGACCUGGAGACUCGCGGCUUGCUUGCCGCCGGGGGAGUAGGAGGUGUGGACUUGGGCCCAGACGACGACGACCCAGAGGCGCCCACGCGCUCCCCGUCCCCCUCCGGCUCGCUGCUCUCCCCGGGCUCGGAGCUGGAGGCGGAGGCCCGCGCCGUGCAGGAGCUGCUGGCCCAGCACGACGACACCCUGGAGCGGGAGAACGAAACGGCCGUGCUGCACCUCCAGAGCGCCGAGGAGCGCGAGAGGCGCCGAGAGCGGGAAGAGGAGGUGGAGCAGGAGGUGGAGGUGGAGUUGGAGGUUCCACAGGAGGAGACACUCAAUCCAGACCCGGCGCUGUGUCUACUCGCGGGCCAGCUGACGGAGGAGGAGGUGGCGCGGGCUGAGGCGGAGGCUGUGGGCAGCAUGCUGAUCCAGGGGGCUUUUCCUGGGGGAACUACACUGCUCUGCAUCACCCAGGACCAGGUCCAGGGGUCGCAGCAGCUACAGAAUGGCAUAAACCACCACCAUCAGCAGCAGCAGCAGCAACAGCAACAGGAGCAGGAGCAGGAGGGACAUCAGAAGGUGGAACACCUGGAGGAGGAACAACUUCAGGUGGGCCAAGAGCCACAGCAGAAAGACCCAGCUACCGCCCCACUGCUGUACUACCACAUAGGGCCUCUGGAGCCUACAGCUUUCCAGUCCCAUGCCCUGGCUAAGAGAGGCGAGGAGGGGGAGGGCGUGGUGGCGGAGGGGGAGUGGGGAAGGGAGAAGGAGGAGGAGGCUACUGAAAGUAGUAGUAAGGACCAACAUGAACCUGCAACCAGUGACCAGCAAAGCCUGGUAGUGGAGGGUGAACCCACACCGGUGCAGCAGACGCCACCUCUGGAGAGCAUUACAGUGGAGAAGGUGGAGGAUGUCGUGGAGGUGGAGAGGGGGGCACGGCUGUCUCCCAACCCGCCAGAGGUGAGCUCGGAUGGGGAACCGCUGCAGCCGGUUUGCCUCCUGUCACACCGAGAAGCACUAGAGCUCCCCGCUGAAGUCUGAAGUCCAGCACCUCUGCAGAAGUUUUGCACAAGAGAUUUCGACUACGCUCAGUAGAUCGUUGAGGUUGAAGAAGGAUGAAGAGUCUACUCUGUUGAUGAGUAGACUGUGAGUUUUUAUGACUAAUGCUAUUGUUUGUCAUCGUCAUCAUUGUUACUAUUGUCGAUAAGUGUCACAUAAUGUUGAUUAGGUAGAACUUGAAAAAAAUAACGUUAUCAGUGAAUUCAGUAACGUCUGAUUAGGAAACACAACAAAAUUUGGUAUUGAGGAGGCGCCCUGAAAGAAACAAAAAAUGAAAGCAACAUAUCUCAUAGGAGUGUGACUUGGCCUGAUAACAGACACUAAUUUUAGAUCAAAGCAAGAAGCAGAUACACGUGUUAGAGGGAGCUGUAUGUGUGUGUGCGUGUGUGUAUGUGUGUGUGUGGGGUGUAUUCCAAGAACAUGGUUAAGUGAUAACCCUGGCUUAGUUGACCUACAGAGAGUGGUAAAUCUUCUAGUAGAUGGCCUGAAGGCAUUAUUGAGUUGGAGAAAACGAGUACUCCAUGCUCUUAUAUUAGCUGAUUUAUGGCCUCCAGGUUAACCUACAGUGAGUCCAAUAUGUAUUUGA
Engraulis encrasicolus (European anchovy) is the source of this 3378-nucleotide messenger RNA. It is a transcript of the gene csrnp2, whose product is annotated as cysteine-serine-rich nuclear protein 2. Gene Ontology annotation, biological process: regulation of transcription by RNA polymerase II. Bases 912 to 2774 code for a protein of 620 amino acids. Gene Ontology annotation, cellular component: nucleus. Lineage: Eukaryota; Metazoa; Chordata; Actinopteri; Clupeiformes; Engraulidae. Gene Ontology annotation, molecular function: DNA-binding transcription factor activity, RNA polymerase II-specific; sequence-specific DNA binding. The record is from RefSeq and is a predicted model, not a curated record. The transcript has 5 exons.